AAGAGGCCGAGCAAAAGGCGGUGGAUGACUGCUCGUAACCGUUAAGUUAGCCAACCACCCUCCUCUUCCUUCUUGCUGCCAUCCGACCUGUCUGUCUGAGAGUAAUCGUGUUGUCAGUCGGCUUGCAUCCUACUCACGACUGGCUUGGGUGAGACGAACGUCCGUCACAAGUUUGGAAGCAUUUCAGUAUCAUCUCAAUUACGGACCAUUGUCUGAUCUUAGCAAGGCAUCGCGGAUAAAGACGACUAGCGAUGAACUGGUCUGAAACAACGGUUACCGACUCUCCAUAUGUAGAGCCAGGGGUGGACAACUGCAGUGAGAUAACCGACACCUACAGCGAUACGUUGCCGAUAGUGGUUUUUAUCUCCCUUCUACUGACCCUGUCGGUUGCUGGCAAUGCGCUGUUGCUCUUCAUCUUCAUCUUCAGAUGGCGCUCUCUUGGAGCAACAAAGGUAUACGUUUGUGCGUUGGCAAUACUGGACUUGCUGGCAGCACUCCUAGUCAUGCCCCGAGAUCUCAUGACCAUGACCUUCAGGUCCACGCGCACCCUUGGACCGACCUUUGACCUGAAUGCUUACUGCAAGGCCGUGUCCUUCUUCGGUUUUGCCUGCACUGGGCCGCUGGUUUCAUCCUCCUCGCCAUCGCCACCUGCCGUUACCUUAAGGUCAUGAGGCUCCGCCAAGUGGCAGGUCACGGUGGACAAAUCACGACCUCGCGAUGCGCUGACCUAUCGCGUUUCGUCAGCUCCCAUCGGGGAGCGAAGGUGACGUCACUGGUCAUCGUCGCCGGCUCGUGCGUCCUGAGCUUGCCGUCCCUCGCCCUGUACGGAAACGUCCCCGGCGAGCGCUGCUUCUUCCAGCUGCUCAACGGUUCGAUGCCGACGCCGUCCAGCGUCUCCUGCUACCUCUUCUGUGGCAUCCAGAGAAAGACAGAAGGAGCGGUGGCCUUUUAUGCUUUCAACGCCGUGCUUUUCGCCGGAGUGGCCGUUGCCCUGCUAACGUUGUACAUCAUCGCCUGUUGCCGCGUGCAGGCCCUAGACACCAGCGACCUUUCGUCCUGCGGACAGCCACCGCAGGCUGUGGGUUCUUCUCCAGAUAUGACCCGCUUUCAAUUGUCGACCGGAGCCGUUGAAGCGGUCUCGAUGCGGAGGACGGAUUCGCAAACGAUCAUCCUCAAAGCACGAGAAUCUACUUUCCAAAGGAAUGAUCCAGGAGUUAACGAUGAAUCGGGCAUCAUGCCCCUGGAGGUCUACGGUCCACAGGUUGUCUCCUCCCCUCCUCUGACGUCAGACGACAACUCAAAGGGCGAUGGCGACGAGGAUAGUCCAGGCGUGUUUCAGAUGUCAGUCCACUCCGCGCUCCAUGCCUACAAGUGGCGCAAGAGCAAGCUUCGCGGGGCAACGCUGACACUCGUGACCAUCACGAUUAUCUAUAUCAUGAGCUACAUCCCUUUCAUAUUCCUCUCCUUUAAGAAUCAGCUGGACGAGAAUCGGUGCAGCAAUCUGUCUGCUGGCAGUGUCAUGGUUACCGAACUCUUUGGCCGUUCUUUCUUCAUUGCCAACGCAGCCAACCCUAUUGUGUACGGGUUCUGCAACAACACAUUCCGCAGGCUGUUGUGGAAAACACUCAUCUGGAGAAGAGAAGUGUUUUAAUUAUGCUGAAUUAAUGCUAGAUGGACCAUUAUUUUGUUGUUAGUUUGUCCUUUAUUUACUUGUUUGUUGGCUUGCCUGUUUGGGGUUUUGUUUGUUUUUUGUUUGUGAGAUUUGGGUUUUGUUUGUUUUUUUG
Messenger RNA from Pomacea canaliculata, 1784 nucleotides. RefSeq lists its product as uncharacterized. Bases 668 to 1651 code for a protein of 327 amino acids. The record is from RefSeq and is a predicted model, not a curated record. NCBI's taxonomy places the organism in Eukaryota, Metazoa, Mollusca, Gastropoda, Architaenioglossa, Ampullariidae. Gene Ontology annotation, biological process: neuropeptide signaling pathway. Gene Ontology annotation, molecular function: G protein-coupled peptide receptor activity. The transcript is spliced from 3 exons.